This is a messenger RNA of Parascedosporium putredinis, 789 nucleotides long. NCBI's taxonomy places the organism in Eukaryota, Fungi, Ascomycota, Sordariomycetes, Microascales, Microascaceae. The record is from the annotation of a GenBank genome assembly.
AUGACUUGGCUCGUGAUUCCGAACGAGAGAUCCCGACGUCGCCAGCGGGCCGUCUUCAUCGCCAACUAUAUGAGCGAGCGCGGCGUCGAUGACGAGCAAUCUCGCCAGGAAGUGCCUCAGCUAAGCAACGUGCGACCGUGGGGCUCUUCCGAGCUUAGCCCUCGACAUCAUCGUCGCAGCUGGGAGCGCCCAGACGCUGAGCGACAAAGGCGCAUUGAGGACCGCGUGCGCGAGCAAGCCCGGGACCAAGCAGCGCACGAACAAGGACUUUCUGUUCUGAGGCGGCGUGUGGGCGCCGGCAUACUAGAUGGCGUUCGCCGGCCUCGUGAAGCUCGCAGGGCUCGCGACGCGCAGCAGCCUCACGCAUCGACGACUACUUCUGGUACUUCGGGCUCGCGCCAAGUCACCUUCGGCUUUGACCCGUGGGAGUUCCCGGGCCCGGACGAGGAUGACGACAACAAUGAGGCAUGGGAUACGCUCCUGACGACCUUGACCCCUGAUCCCCAACCACCAAGUGCCGGCGUCGUCCGCCUCGGCAUACCCCGGCUUAUCCUGAGGCCUGAUUUCGGACGCGAGCCGAGCCGGCUUGCUGAUUCUGGAUUUUCUGGCGACGGACCUCGAGCAGCCGUCUCCUACACCUUCUCUGAGCGGCGGCGGCACUGGCGGCAGAUGCGGGACUUUGCCCGAGAAAUUCGAUCGGACUCUGUCGAACGUUACACAGAACGCAUCAUUGACGAGCUCAACAGAAUUGAGAGGCGGGGUGGCAUCAUCCCUGAUGGUACACCCUAA